This is a messenger RNA of Meira miltonrushii, 2355 nucleotides long. RefSeq lists its product as uncharacterized. NCBI's taxonomy places the organism in Eukaryota, Fungi, Basidiomycota, Exobasidiomycetes, Exobasidiales, Brachybasidiaceae. The record is from RefSeq and is a predicted model, not a curated record. Bases 1 to 2355 code for a protein of 784 amino acids. The transcript has a single exon.
AUGCCAGAUGCCGAAACAGGCAAGCAACAACAACAAUCACAAGAAAAACAAGAUGUAAUUCAUUCAAUCGAAGAAGCUGUUGGAGUGUUUGGCAGAUUGCAAGUGAUCAUGUCGGUCUUAUUACGUUUAGGUGCCUUUCUUUAUUUGAGAUGGGUUCCAAACACUCUUUUGAUGAAAUUGAUGCAUUUCUUUUACGCCUUUUAUUUCUUGGCUUGGUCAAUCAGACAAUUGAGUAUCUCAAAACAAGUCGUUAGCCUUAUCGAUCAAGCGGACAUUCUACCGGCAAAAGCUGAUCUCAAACUUUUAGCCGAUCGAGUCGAAGUGGACAACCAAUCCAACGGAUUGAUCAAGACUAACGGCAACAAAGAUGCAGUCGAACACAAAUCUGAACAAAAUGGUACUACAGUAGAAAGCGAGAAAGAGGCUCUGAUUCGAUCCCUAUCCGUUUGGGAGUUGACCAGAGUGGUACUUUUUGGACGAUCGACACGUUCAUCAACAAUCAACCUGCUCAGCUUUGGUUUCCAUACGCUUCUCUUCUUGUUCUUCCUCGAUGCGGCUUGGAGUCCGUAUAUUUUCCCAUCUCACCACGAGCACAAUUUGCACUUUGCACACGUUGGAGCAUUGGGCCCAAAGACAGCCACGAUUCAUGUUCGCUAUCCUUUCCCACUUGGUCAACGAGAUGAUUACUUGAACGGAGGAUUGAUCGAGCAAGACAUUGGUUCCUUCGAUGGAGCACUGCGAGAUGCACAAAGCUUGUUUGACAACCCAGAACCUCUACGGGUGGUAUAUCGCGAAGUACGCAAUAUCGUCUUAGAAAGCAACUCAGCCGCCAACAGCAUCGAUGGCAGAAUUCGCACGCAAGCAAAACGCUGGGAACGUGGUCCUCUACUCAAAUUGGACGCUGAGAGCGAUUGGACAGGAAGUGCAAAGAUUGAAGGAUUAUGGCCCGCAACCGAGUAUGAAUGGCGCUUAGCAUUUGCCCAUAAUUCAACCUUUACAUCCGUCCCUAGUCACGCUCGCAAAUUCAUUACAUGGCCAGAUCCAAGAUUGAGCGAUGAUAAAGAUGCUUUGGGUGCAUUGCGUACGACGAGAAACGAGGAUGGUUCAGCACCAUUCGAUGAUCCCAACCAUUUCACCUUUGGCUCUUCCUCUUGCAUCAAACCUGAUUUCCCCUGGACUCCAACACAAUUCUGGGCAUGGUCGUGGCUCUUAAGAUUAUUCAAUAUCGGAAAUGAACCUGGUGGUUUUGCCCUGCGCAAUCGUAUUCAAGGAUUUGAUAAAUUAGCCGAAAGAGUAUUGGACGGUCGUGAUAGACCAUCGAUGCGAUUCUUUGUGCAAUUGGGCGAUGUUAUCUAUGGUGAUGUGCCGUAUUGGGGCGGUCCAUUUAUAUUGACAUACCGUAAGCUGUAUCGGAACUUAUUCGCUUCAGAUUCAUUCCGUCGUGUUUAUGAACGUCUUCCGAUGAUGAGCAUUUACGAUGAUCAUGAGGUAGUGAACAAUUGGGGUGGAAAUAAAUUGGUCGGUUCAGCCGUUGAUGAAGAUUCGCAUCAAAUCACAAAAGUUACAACACCAGAAGCCGUUCCUCCAGCUACGAAAGCAUGGUAUGAAUAUAUCGGCAGCAGCAAUCCUGAUCCGUUGGAACCUGGUCAGCAUUAUUACACUUUCCGAUAUGGUGAUACAGCCUUUUUCGUAAUGGACUGCAGACGUCAUAGAUCACCUUGGCAAAUCGAAGAUGAUGAAGACAAGACUAUGCUUGGACAACAACAAAAGGAUGCAUUCAUUCGAUGGUUAGGUGCAGUAAAUUCAACAGCCACUUUCAAAUUUGUUGUCAGUUCUGUACCUUUCACGACAUUAUGGGGUGGACCUUUAGAUUACGAUAGCAAGACGGAUUCAUGGGCAGCAUAUACACAUGAAAGGGAUUAUUUGAUGACGAUCAUGCAAUAUAUUCCCAAUAUCAUCGUUUUGAGCGGUGACAGGCACGAGUUCGCCUCUGUGGGUAUUGCUCCCGUUGGUACAAGAUCAGACUAUCAUCCUGUCACAGAAUUUUCCACUUCACCUCUCAAUAUGUUCUAUCUUCCCGUUCGCACAUUAUCACAAGCACACAAUCUAGGCGCUACGGGAGCAGAAAGAUUAUACAAAUAUUUGCCAGAUGGUAAUAUCAAAUGGUCCGAAUUCGAAGUAGACACUCGAGAUGUUUCAAAGCCAGUAGUGCACGUUAAAGUCAUCAUCGAUGGUGAUGUUGCAUGGAAGGUCAGCGUACAUGGAACGCCGAUCCAUAGAACACGCAAUGCGAUCGGCGGUUUAGCACAAACAUUCUUAGAACUAUUAAAUUGGCGACCUCGUAGAUGGUUCUGA